CUCUCAGCUUCACCUCCUCUCUUGUCCUCCGCUAAAGGACUUGACAGCCAUGAAGGUCUUCAUCCUCGCCUGCCUUGUGGCAGUUGCUCUUGCAAGAGAGACUGAUAGUAUUUCCAGUGAGGAAUCUAUUGAAAGUACCAAUGAGAAACUUCAGAAGGUGAAUCUCAUGGGUCAGCUGCAGGCAGAGGAUGUGCUCCAGGCUAAAGUUCACCCCAGCAUCCAGUCACAACCCCAGGCCUUUCCAUAUGCUCAGACCAUCUCUUGCAAUCCCCUCCCACAAAACAUGCAGCCUAUUGCUCAAGUCCCUGUGGUGCCAUCUUUUGGGCCUGCCAUUUCUCCUGAACUGGAAUCCUUCCUUAAAGCUAAAGCCACCAUCCUUCCCAAGCACAAGCAGGUGCCCUUCCUCAACUCUGAAACUGUGCUUCGCCUCUUUAACUCUCAAAUCCCCAGCCUGGCAGAUCUUGCUAAUCUGCACCUUCCUCAGCCUCUGGUCCAGCUCCUGGCACAGAUUGUGCAGACUUUUCCUCAGACUCCCCUGGUUUCUUCUCAGCCCCUUCCUCAGUCCAAAGUUCUGUACCUUCUGCAGCAAGUAGCACCUUUCCUUCCAUCAGAUAUGUCUGUCCAAGAUCUUCUGCAGUACCUAGAACUUCUGCUUAACCCCACCCUCCAGUUCCCUGCCACUCAACAACUUCAUUCCGUUUCUGUCUAAGAGGAUUUCCAGGUUAUUUUCUCCUCCUCAUUUUUUUGAAUUGACUGAAACUGGAAAUGUACAAAUCUUUUCAUCUUUGGAUCACGCUACAAAAUGAUAUAUUUCUGAAUUAAUCUACAUGGAAAAAGAAAUUUUAUUCUUUUAUUUAUUCUAUGUAUUAUAUGGUAUUCAUUUGAAUUUGACCCAUGGACUCUAUGUGCUUCACAAUUAUAUUACAUGUAAUACUGCAAAUGUUCAAUAUGGAGCUAAAAAUGCAAGACAAUAAUGUAUGCAAAAUAGUUUGUGAAAAACUGGAUUUACUAUUAUUUCCUUGAGAACCUAUUUCCUUUCCAGUCAUUUCAAUAAAAUAAUCCUUUAGGCAUA
Mastomys coucha (southern multimammate mouse) is the source of this 1072-nucleotide messenger RNA. RefSeq names its product casein beta (gene Csn2). Gene Ontology annotation, cellular component: extracellular region. Bases 50 to 709 code for a protein of 219 amino acids. NCBI's taxonomy places the organism in Eukaryota, Metazoa, Chordata, Mammalia, Rodentia, Muridae. The record is from RefSeq and is a predicted model, not a curated record. The transcript is spliced from 8 exons.